GCUCAGCCUGGGGCGACUGGGCCAACUACACCGAGUCCCCGCUGCGAGCCUUCGAGAACGAGCUCGGGGUGCAGGCUCCUCUGGGUUACUUUGAUCCGCUGGGUCUCUCAAAGGAUGGAGACGUCGAGACAUUCCGUCGCCGCCGAGAGUCGGAGAUCAAGAACGGCCGGGUCGCCAUGUUCGCAACAAUUGGAUAUAUUGUUCCGGAGUACUUCAAGUUCCCGGGCUAUCUUGCACCAUCUUCGAACUUGAAGUUCGCCGACGUGCCCAAUGGCUUGGGUGCGAUUACCAAGGUGCCCGCUGAGGGCUGGCUUCAGUGGGUUGCCUUGUGCGGCUGCUACGAGCUCUGUGUCAACCAGCCGGUGGACCCGGCCGAUCCUGGCAACUAUGGCAAGGGCAAGCUGGGAUAUGGCAACAUGGUCCUGGGGAUUACUGCCGAACCUAUUGCAGAUGAGGAGGCCCGCACGCGAGGACGGAACUCUGAGCUGGCCAACGGCCGACUUGCCAUGAUGGCCAUUGUUGGCCUUUGGGUCCAGAACGGCCUCUUCGGCACCCCGUACGGCCUGUACACAGGCUCCAGUGCGUUCGAGAACGAGCUCGGCGUGCAGCCUCCUGCGGGCUUCUGGGACCCGCUCGGAUUUACCAAGGGCGGCGAUGCUGCCUCCUUCCGUCGUCGGCGUUAUGUUGAGCUGAAGCACGGACGAGUGGCCAUGCUGGCAUGCCUGGGAUAUAUCGUUCCAGAGUACUACCGCUGGCCUGGCGACCUCUCCCCUUCCUUGGGCCUCAAGUUCACCGAUGUGCCGACCGGCUUCGCAGCGUUCAGCAAGGUGCCUCUGUCCGGCUGGGCACAGAUGGUGGCAUUCGCUGGCUCUGUCGAGCUUUUCCAGUAUGUCGAUGAUCCCAAGAGGGCCCCUGGUGACUUCGAGAAUGCAGGAUACCUGGGAAUUCCCAACGGCUUCAUCCAGUCGCCGGCGGGCGGCAAGGAGAAGAAACUUUCUGCGGAGAUUGCCAAUGGUCGACUGGCAAUGAUGGCCAUCAUUGGCAUGUUCUUCCAGAAUGGCCUCACGGGGACUGCGUGGGGUGACUGGUCCCUCUACACGGAUUCUCCGUUGAGGGCCCUGACUCCUGCACAGGAGCUGAUCGCCGGAACCGGCGGCCCCUUCCCCAACAGCUUCUGGGACCCUGCAGGCAUCAGCACCAGGAGCACGGAGAAGGAGCUCUUGCAGCUGCGGGCCAUUGAGCUCAAGCAUGGCCGUGUUGCAAUGCUCGCUGUGCUGCACUGGUUCCACGUGGCUGCGGGCUAUCACCUCCUGGGUGACUAUGCCAGCGGUUCGCGAAUGAGCGACGACCCACUGGUGAACGUGACCCAGCUGCCGAUGGGAGGAAUGUGGCAGGUCGUGUUCACCAUCAUGUGCCUCGAAUGGCUCACCACCUACGUCUGCAAGCCACCUGAAGACCGUCCUUGGGACGUCCUUGGAUGGAAGGGCAUCAUCGUUGAAGACUACGACUCCAAGAUCUGGAACAGGUGGCAGGAUGUCCAGUGCCAGGAGUUGAACAAUGGCCGUCUUGCGAUGAUUGCCAUUACCGGAUUGGUCGCGCAGGAUGUGGUCACUGGCGACUACGUUGCCGGAGUUGGGCAGCUGUGCGGUGGAGCGGAGAUCUGCCAGGAGGCGACCAAGAUCAACUUUGACGCAUGGGAAUUGCCUCCCAUGGCAGAGCUUGAGCACUCCUGGAGCUUGGGUCCCGCGAUUCCCUUCUGA
Molecule: messenger RNA, 1760 nt
Organism: Symbiodinium pilosum
Lineage: Eukaryota; Dinophyceae; Suessiales; Symbiodiniaceae
Source: the annotation of a GenBank genome assembly